Molecule: messenger RNA, 1414 nt
Organism: Haliotis rubra (blacklip abalone)
Lineage: Eukaryota; Metazoa; Mollusca; Gastropoda; Lepetellida; Haliotidae
Product: class E basic helix-loop-helix protein 23-like
Exons: 1
Coding region: 217-948 (243 amino acids)
Molecular function (GO): protein dimerization activity
Source: RefSeq, a predicted model, not a curated record
UUAAGCGAUUGCCUGCGUGUCGGACGGAUUAUAUUGUGAGAGCGUCUCAGACACUACCCGCCUACCCAACCCGGCACCCGAAAACUGCCGGUAAUUUGUGUAGAAACUUUGUCUCAUCUUUGUCGACCAUCUCCUGUUCGUAUAGUCCUCCCACGGGCGCGAGCUCCAGACGGGAGCGGGGAUUUUACAGGGACUUCGUAGAACUUUACACCUGUGAUGGAGUUUCCGUGUUUCAGCGAAUCUGUGAAGAGGGACUUUGAAUCUCAGUGUGGUCAAGCCAUGCCGAACACUGGCUAUCUAGCUUCUAUCACACAGUCGACAAAGCAGAUGGGAAGCGCCGGUGGUCAGUACAGCGACAACGACAGCGUCGACGACGAAUAUGUUAGUGUCGGCCACCCUGCCUCCAGAGAUCGGGUCAAGGAACAAGACUUAGAGGGGGACUAUGAAGGUAAAAACGAUGACGAUGACGGUGGUGCCUGGAGCGAUGACAGCUCGUCGUCCAAGCGUGGUGAAGAUGGAGACUUGCCGGAGGGAUAUUCGGAAAGGGACCUUCUCGGGAAAGUACGGACGAGGAAGACGAAGUCUGGGGAAACAAAGGUCGUCCGUCUCAACAUCAACGCCAGAGAGAGACGUCGCAUGCACGAUCUUAACGACGCGCUUGACGAACUGCGUUCAGUUAUACCCUACGCUCACAGUCCGUCCGUGAGAAAACUUUCCAAAAUAGCCACUUUGUUGCUGGCUAAGAACUAUAUACUUAUGCAAGCGAACGCUCUUGAAGAGAUGAGAAGAAUGAUCGCAUGCAUGAACCAGAGUGCCCCGUGUUUCGAUGCCUACUCUGCCUUCCCGAGACUACCGCCUACAGCCGUAGGCAUGGAUAAGUGUGCCCCUGUGUACCCACCACCCCCGGGUUCCCCACCUUGCAAACACUGCACCAAUGACAAGGUGUGACCCACACAAGUGGCGGACAGACAACUAGGCAGAACUUACUGCCGGUACCCCCGGGAUCUGUUGUGGGUGCGGGACGUGUGGUCUCCCACCCUCACUCUGAACUAACUGUAAGGGUACGUAUUGCAAGGUACCAAAAUGUCGAUCAAGUUAAUCUGGCAACAACGUCAACAGUGAUGAGGAUGGCACCCGGAUGUAGGUAGAGAUAGAGAAGUCGGGUAGAACUGUAGAAGACCAGGGUCACCACACCCUCAACUAACACUGCCCCAUGGUCAGUGUCGCCAUGGAAACAAUUGCUCAGUGCUGUUACGUCCUCCUCCCUGUGACAAAUAAUGUGACAAUGUGGUAAAGAUUAAGGUGUGACACAGACAUUUGCACGUGACAUUUCCAUGGAUAUAAAUGCUCAGUAGACAACGUCUGUGAGAGAUUGUGUUUUGUGUAAGUAAAAUAAAUGGAAAAUACACUCCUA